AUAUUUAUUUACGCUUGUCGCCGUAUCCCCUCCACUUGCCACAAAAUACCGUAAACGGCUAGAAACUGGAAAUCUGGAAAUGGUAUCGCUGCGCUGAUCACUGCUCCAUACAUCACUGAUCGUAUUUCGCAACGUUCGCGACGAGACAACGGUGAUCAUGGUGAGCGCGAGCAGUGUCGUGGCGCAUCUCGUGAAAUUGCUGGUGACUGCAAUGUGUAUGGGACAUCUCGCUGAGCCCUACCGGGUAAAAGCCUUGCCGAUCACGUGGUCCUUGCGUGCCUUUCGAAUCCUCUUCAUGCACUCGAUAUUGGGAAUCUUCAGAUUUGGAGUACCGUUUACUUCAUCAUCGACACCUACAGCAAGAUGCUUUCGAAGUUUUUACGAUUGGUUUUCCAGUGUCAUUGAAAUUGUUCCUUUAGCAUUGCUGACAUCUGGUAUAUUAAGCGCAUAUCAGAUUGAUGAAAAAAUUCGUACGUUGUUAUUGUUUCUUGGUACAAUACCAGUAUUUUUUCCACUAGCGAUAAAACAGAAGGAAAGUCAAAUCAGGAAACUGCGUUUCUUGACGAAUAUUACUAUCGUGUUGCAGAUUUUGGCGAUAAUGAUACUCGGCUUAAAAAAUGGCAAUUACAAUGUCAUUAGUUUAGUCGCUUCCUAUACUUUUGAACGUUUCUUUGUGGAAGAAUUUUGUUAUCGAUACAGUAUUCCGUAUACCGAUCUGAUGCAGUAUUGUAUAUGCUUUGUGGAAGUUUUUACGGUAUCAACGCUGAAGGAAUUAUAAAAAAAGAGACUUUAAUUUACCUAUUUGCCUGUCAUCUAUUUCAGGCAACUGUUAUUCAAAAUUUAAGACUCUUGAUUAGUUGUUGCGGCCACAUUGUCUUAAACGUGAAGUGAAAAUAUACAAUUUAUUUUCACUUUAUAUGUCUUUUACUGACGACUAUUUACUGAUUAUCAAAGAGAAAUAAAGGUAACUCUGAUCCAUUUUUACAAAUAUUUUAAAGUUAUCACAUUAUUUUGUUUUAUCUAAAUUCUCUUUACAAAUGAUAUGCAAAAAAUUUGACAUGUCAUUUCUCGCUUAUGACGUCACAUUUCAAUAUGACCGCGGCACCGGAAUCAGAAGGCUUAACAAAUUAUACUUGAUUAUAUUUGAUACAAAGACUGUCAAUUUUUAAUAUAAUAUAAAAAAUCUACCUUUUGUUAUAUUAAUCUUGCAACAAUUGUUCGAUAAUAGCUGACACUGUAAUAUAUAUAUAACAUUGAGUUUGCUAUCAACUUGUAAAUUAACAAUGUUUAGGGGAGAGUGGCGUAAAUCCGACCGUGUUCCAAAUAGGACUUUUUUAAUUUAAAUGAAUACGCAUGAAUUAUUAAACAGAUUUGCAUACUUUUUAUAAUAUAAAGUCCUUAUAUAAGACACCGAACAUGUGACAGCAGUUUGACAAUUCUCUGUCAUAACAUUCAUAGAAUAGACGCAAAUAUGUGUUUUCAGCCAUCGUGCGAAAAUUUUUUUAAAAAAGAAAAUUCUUAUAUAUAUCAUUACGUAAAAGGUGUUAAAAAUUUGAAAGGUAAUUGAUUUAAGAUAAUAAAUUAAAGAGUGCAAUUCAAAACAUCAAGUAUUUUGUGAUCACUUUUACAGUUUAUUGUAAAAUUUGUUACAAAGUUUGAAAGGACCUGUAUCCAAAUCGGAUAGUAGAUAACUUAUAGGGCUGGUUGUAGUACUGGUAAUCGGCCGAUCAGAUCUAGUCCAAGGAAUUAAAUCAGUAAAUAAAACUAAAUAUAUAACGCUCACUUAUAAUACUAAGAUAUAUGAGUAAUAGCUAGAGUACAGUUGCUAAAAGAUAAUAUUUCAAAUAACAUCAAAUAAAAUAUACGUUUCGA
Molecule: messenger RNA, 1872 nt
Organism: Trachymyrmex septentrionalis
Lineage: Eukaryota; Metazoa; Arthropoda; Insecta; Hymenoptera; Formicidae
Exons: 3
Coding region: 158-778 (206 amino acids)
Source: RefSeq, a predicted model, not a curated record